Labrus bergylta (ballan wrasse) is the source of this 810-nucleotide messenger RNA. NCBI's taxonomy places the organism in Eukaryota, Metazoa, Chordata, Actinopteri, Labriformes, Labridae. The record is from RefSeq and is a predicted model, not a curated record.
GCAGGCAGAGCAGAGUGGGACUGACUGAGAGGAGGACAGACGUGUGCACACCAGAGCUCUGCAACUCCACAAAGACAAGAGAGGGAGGAGGAAGAGUUUGCAAGGAGAAAAUAAGAGAAAGAAAGCAGCUUUUUUUUCAAUUUUUAACAUCAGCAAACUGUGGUGGAUAUCAUACCUACAUCAAAAGAAAUCUAAAAGAACAAAAAGGAUUCGCUUUCUUCACAGCUUAAAGGAAAAUAUUAGCAUUUGUUUAGAGUUUUCUAUUUAUAUUCACCACAAACAAUUAUUGGAAAGGACUUGCGAGGUGUGGGAGGACUUCUUUUUUUUGCAGAGAGACAAAGAAGUGGUUUUGCAGGAGAAGAGGAAGGCUGCAGAGGAGAUGAACAUGCCCGUCAGAGGAGUCUGUUUCGGGGCAGGCAUGGGCAGGCUGGCCGGGCAGCCGCUCUGGAUGUGGGUGGUGAUGCUCUCUGCCCUGCUCAUGGGCAAAGCCAGCGCCUGCCCUGCCCUGUGUACCUGCAGCGGCACCACAGUGGACUGCCAUGGACUGGGACUCAAAACCAUGCCAAGGAAUAUCCCCCGCAACACUGAAAGACUGGAGCUGAAUGGGAAUAACCUCACACGCAUCACCAAGAGUGACUUCGCUGGACUCAAGUUCAUCCGAGUUCUGCAGCUGAUGGAGAAUCAGAUCACUGUGAUCGAGCGAGGAGCUUUUGAUGACAUGAAGGAGCUGGAGAGGCUGCGGCUGAACCGUAAUCAACUGCAGCAGCUUCCUGAGUUGCUGUUUCAGAAGAACCCUGGCCUGUCUCGACU